This is a messenger RNA of Sparassis crispa, 2013 nucleotides long. Its product is annotated as Acyl-coenzyme A oxidase 3. Gene Ontology annotation, molecular function: FAD binding; acyl-CoA oxidase activity; fatty acid binding. Gene Ontology annotation, biological process: lipid homeostasis; fatty acid beta-oxidation using acyl-CoA oxidase. Gene Ontology annotation, cellular component: peroxisome. The record is from RefSeq and is a predicted model, not a curated record. Bases 1 to 2013 code for a protein of 670 amino acids. The transcript has 14 exons. NCBI's taxonomy places the organism in Eukaryota, Fungi, Basidiomycota, Agaricomycetes, Polyporales, Sparassidaceae.
AUGACAGCUAAGAUGUCGCCUCUCGACAUACAAAACAGGCUGGAUAUGUUAGAGGCUCGUGCCCAGACACAUAUUGAUGUCCCGCAAAUUCGGGCUAUGCUCUACGGUGGUCAAGACAAGUGGGACACUCAGCGUAAGAUUGUCGAAAUUUUAUCUAAAGACUCUGUAUUUGAUAAAUCGCGAAGAUCGUUCAUGACUCGCAAGGAGCGCUACAAGCGUGGUCUUGCUAUGACCCACCGGGUAUUCGAGCUGCAAGAAGUACACAAAUGGUCCGACGCCGAUGCUGCGUGGGUGAUACGUAACAUGGACGAGGACGUUGCAAUGGUGCUUGAUGUUGGCGUCUUCGAACCCGUCGUUAAAAAUCAAGGCUCCCAGAAGCUGCUCGAAACAUACGGCGAGCUGAUCGCCAACAAGGGUAUCAUAGGAUGCUACCUACAGACUGAACUUGGUCACGGAACCAAUGUGGCUGGCUUGGAGACCACAGCUACGUACCUUCCAGAGACGCAAGAGUUCGACAUACAUUCGCCAACGUUGACCAGCAGCAAGUGGUGGAUCGGAGGUUUAGGAAAGACCGCAACACACGGCGUUGUACAGGCCAAACUUAUUUUGCCGGGAGGGAAGGACAUGGGUCCCCAUCUCUUCUUCAUCCAACUGCGUUCUCUGAAAGACCAUUCCGUGCUUCCUGGCAUCAUGCUUGGGGAUAUAGGUCCCAAGGCGAUGGGUGGUUAUGUGGCCAACGACAAUGGUUACGCGCGGUUCAAUCAUGUUCGUAUCCCUAGAGAGAACAUGCUUUCUGCGUUCGCCCAAGUCAUGGAGGAUGGUCGGUAUGUCCGGCCUCCACACGCGAAAUUGAGUUACGGAUCAAUGCUCUAUGUACGUGCGCACAUGAUUUCAACGAUGGGCUGGGCCAUCGCAAAAGCUGCUACGGUAUCCAUUCGCUAUGCCACUGUACGUAGACAAGGCACGAAAGGCCCAGACGGUCUGGAGAAGCAGGUCAUUACCUAUUCCUCACUUUACUAUAGGCUGUUACCCCUGCUUUCGCGUGCAUAUGUCUUCCUCUUUCUGGGACAAAAUCUGGUGGAGAUGUUGGCCGCUAUGCAGUCUCAGUUGACUACUGGCGAUACGUCACUUCUGGCCGAGAUGCACGCCACUUCUAGCGGAUUGAAGAUCCUCGCGAGCGCAACCGCUAUCCAAGACAUCGAGACCGCUCGUCGCUCGAUGGGUGGGCACGGAUACAGCGACUUCGCGGGACUCGGACGCCUAUAUGCGGACCACCUGCCCGGUGCAACAUACGAAGGGGAUAAUUUCGUGCUGGACCAACAGAUUGUACGGGCGGCGGUGAAGUCAUGCAAGACUCUGCUGGGGCUCAAAUCUACAUCCGCGCUCACGCCCUCUACUGCGUACCUCCGUCUCUUACUUCCGGAAUUUUAUGAUACUCAGCACGCUACUGAGUUUCCGGAAUGGGACGAUCCGAACACCGUCAUUGCUCUCCUCGAGAAGCGCGCUGCUCGGAUCGUUGAGGCGCGGACUUUAGUGGUGGACUGCGACGCAAGUAUGGAUCAGCGUGUCUCCAGAGCCGCAACAGAAGCCUUCGUGGCAGUGCAAGUUGGGAAGAUGAUCCAAUCGCUGCGGAGUCAUCUCGCUGAAUCAGAGGCGGCCGUACUGGCGAAAUUAUUCAAUCUGUACCUGCUCACGACAGUGGAGUCUGGGUUGGUAGAUUUGCUAUCUUUCGGUAUAUUUCCCCAAAACGCGGAGCGGGGCAGGGAUCUCACGGGCGGACUCCGGACGGCGAUCAAGCAACUGUGCCUGGAACUUCUACCGGAGGCAAUAGGUCUCACGGAUGCAUUUGGAUUCACAGAUUGGCAGCUAGAUAGUGUUUUGGGUGUGUAUGAUGGAAGGGUAUACGAGGCGCUCUGGGCACGGGCUCAGACAGAACCUUUGAAUGCAUCAGAGGUGCCCGAUGGCUAUGAGGUGAGCGAUCAGCCGUUGUGCCGUUGUUCAAUGAGCGACUAA